Zingiber officinale is the source of this 2008-nucleotide messenger RNA. Its product is annotated as protein WHAT'S THIS FACTOR 1 homolog, chloroplastic-like. NCBI's taxonomy places the organism in Eukaryota, Viridiplantae, Streptophyta, Magnoliopsida, Zingiberales, Zingiberaceae. The coding region runs from base 16 to 1269 and encodes 417 amino acids. The transcript has 2 exons. Gene Ontology annotation, molecular function: RNA binding. The record is from RefSeq and is a predicted model, not a curated record.
CGGCCCAAAUAGGAGAUGGGGCCCAAUUGUUUGAGGUCUAGUCUGCUAUGGAGCGGAAACAGAAGCACAAUGCAAUCCUCAUUUCAGCUCCGCCGCCGCCUCCAGCGGCCGCCUCCGUGGUUCUUCCUCGGAGGCUGGGCCUCUAUCUCCAGCCUCAAGGUUCCCUGGCGCAAGGACCGGCUCCUCGACGGCGCCAUCGACCGCGACAAGCACUGGCGCCUCUGCUCUCGCGUCGUCCGCGAGGUGCUUCUCGAGCCCGGCCACACAAUGCCGCUCCGCUACCUCGAGAAGCGCCGGGAGCGGCUCCGCCUCCCCAUCCGCAUCUCCACCUUCCUCGCCCGCUACCCCAACCUGUUCGAUCUCUAUCCUGCCCCCGUCAAGCCGGGGCAACCCCACGUCCCCUUCGUCCGCCCCUCCCCCCGCCUCCGCUCCUUCCUCGCCCUCGAAGCCCACCUCCGCGCGCAGAACGAGCCUGCCGCCCUAGCCAAGCUCUGCAAGCUCCUCAUGAUCUCCCGCCACCGCGCCCUCCCCGCCGAGAAGCUCCUCAACGCCAAACGCGACUUCGGGCUCCCCGAUGAUUUCAUCUGCUCCCUCGUCCCCCGGUAUCCUAAUCUUCUCCGCCUCGUCCAUGCCUCCAGUGACAAGCCCUUCAUCGAGCUCGUCUCCUGGGACAACGACUACGCCAAGUCCGUCAUCGAGCGGCGGGCGGAGGAGGAGGCGCGACUUACCGGCGUGCGCAUGCGCCCCAACUUCGAUGUCUGCCUCCCUCCAGGGUUCUACCUCAAGAGGGAGAUGCGCGACUGGACUAGAGAUUGGCUGGAACUGCCCUAUAUAUCACCCUACGCCAGCACCUCGGAGCUUCACCCGGCCUCCCCCGAAUUGGAGAAGCGAACUGUAGGUGUGCUCCACGAAGUGCUCUCGCUUACUCUGCUCAAGCGGAUGGCCGUGCCCAUCAUCGGCAAAUUCUCCGAGGAGUUCCAAUUCUCUAAUGCCUUUUCCAAUGCCUUCACGCGGCACCCGGGUAUCUUCUACCUCUCGCUCAAGGGUGGGAUCAAGACGGCCAUGCUAAGGGAGGCUUACAACCAAGGGGAGCUUGUGGAUCGGGAUCCCUUGCUGGAGAUCAAGGAUCAGUUUGAGGAAAUGCUAGACGAAGGGCACAGGGAGUACCUUGAGAAGCUGAAGAGCAAGAAGGAGGCCAUGAAGAGGGACCUGGAGCUAAUGGCAAGGAAGAAUGCAGAGCUACCUGAGGAUGAAACUGCUGAAAUUUAGCAGCUUUAGCAUUUGCAUUUUAACAAAAUUGAUAGGGAAAAAGCUUGGCAUUUGCAGGCUGAGCUAAUUUCAGAUGAGGAUGGAGUUUAAACUUUAAUCUGACAUGAAGGAUUGUUGAUAUGAUGCAUUCAGUAUGAUAAUCUAUGCUUUGUGGUUCAAGCAACAGGAGCUUCAAGUGGAGAAUAGCAAAGGAAUUCAAUAACCACCGCCCCUACUAACCUCCUGCAACUCAAUUCCAUUCCGCGGAGAAGAUAUUUUUCAAGGACCAAAAGCACGAUGCUGUAGGUGAUGACGACUAUGAACAAGGACAGACUGAGGUCCUUUGUUGAGGAGAUCAAACACCUAUUCAAGGAGAGAUGAUAGAUAAUAGAGGAUACACAUGCGCUACUAAGAUGAUGACUAUGCUGAAAUUGAGCAACCAUUAAAAUGCAUUUUGCUUCAACCUAAUAGAUCGAAAGGCUUGGCAAUCUACAAGCUGAGCCAUUUCAUAAGGAAAUGGUGAGAGUGGACUGUGAUAAAGCAAUCAAAAACAGGGAAUCUGGGAGAGGUGUUAUGUUAACAUUCUUAUUUUACGCAUGUGAAGUUAUAAAAUUCUCAAAUGGUGCACUCUCUUUGAUAAAGGCUCAUCUGAUGCGCAAACUUAAUGUGAUUUGAAUCUACAUAAAAUGUCCUACUUCGUUACUGUAAUUUAUCUUGCCCAGAUCUUAUAUUCUCUCUUUAAAGCGUAAUUGAUGGCAAA